AUGGGUUACAACGCCAGGGACGAGUACCUCUACGCGGUCAGCCAGGACAGCGACGACUACAAGGUCAUCCGCAUUCUCGCCAACGGCACAGCGCAGGACGUCGCCCCGAUUAAGAAACUCACUGCGAAUCUGUUCAACUCGGGAGACGUCGACGAGAACGGCCAGUAUUGGAUCUCGACAGGCGGUCUGGAUUGGUACCAGUACAACCUGAAUCCAGGCACGGCUGGUUACGGCACCCUCGUCGGCAGCGGAACCCUCGCCGGCACGGGCGGUUACACGAUCGGCGACUGGACAGUCGUCCCCGGAGCCGGCGGUGGCGAUCUAUGGUCCCUCGGUGUGAGCGCGAAGAGCGCGUUCCUCCUGCGCUGGAACAAGACCACCAAGGUCUUCACGGUCGUUCGCGAGCUCGGCAACCUGACGGGCGCCUCCGGAACGACAGUUCCCUUCUGGGGUGCCUCCUACGCGACCAACGACGGCUUCCUCUUCGCCGUCGAGAACGGAAGUGGCCAGAUCUGGCGUAUUUCCGUGGCCGGCACCGUUCCCAACCUCAGACUGAACGACGCUCCGGUCAGUAGUCAAAACGACGGUGCGAGGUGCCUGGACUCGGGCGCCAUCAUUGUCAGCUCCUGA
Colletotrichum destructivum is the source of this 630-nucleotide messenger RNA. RefSeq lists its product as uncharacterized. Bases 1 to 630 code for a protein of 209 amino acids. NCBI's taxonomy places the organism in Eukaryota, Fungi, Ascomycota, Sordariomycetes, Glomerellales, Glomerellaceae. The record is from RefSeq and is a predicted model, not a curated record. The transcript has a single exon.